Messenger RNA from Seriola dumerili (greater amberjack), 1082 nucleotides. RefSeq names its product 3-oxo-5-alpha-steroid 4-dehydrogenase 2-like (gene srd5a2a). The coding region runs from base 98 to 853 and encodes 251 amino acids. The transcript is spliced from 5 exons. Gene Ontology annotation, cellular component: membrane. NCBI's taxonomy places the organism in Eukaryota, Metazoa, Chordata, Actinopteri, Carangiformes, Carangidae. Gene Ontology annotation, biological process: steroid biosynthetic process. Gene Ontology annotation, molecular function: 3-oxo-5-alpha-steroid 4-dehydrogenase activity. The record is from RefSeq and is a predicted model, not a curated record.
CCGUCCCUCUCGGGUGUGACGUCACUCCUGACUGACUUCCGAGGCGAACCGCUCGCAGCAUCAGUUUUCAGUCGGGGAGCGGAGCAGCCUCGGGCCGAUGGAGUGCCGGGAGAGCGUCGUUUCUUACCUGAGCUGGGCUCUGAUCGCCGGGGGCGUGGUCUACCUGUGGCACCAGACCCGGAGGCAGGUGCAGUACGGCCGGUACGUGGCGGCGGAGUCCCGCUGCUACCCGGCCAGACUGGGCUGGUUCCUUCAGGAGGUCCCGUCCUUCCUGCUGCCGCUGCUGCUGCUGCUGCUGACGGAGGAGCCGCACCGCGGGCCGGGGAGGACGCUGCUGCUCUGCACCUUCAUGCUGCACUACUUCCACAGGAGUUUUAUCUACUCCUUCCUGACCAGAGGUCGGCCCCUCCCCCUGGUGAUCCUCCUCUGCGCCGCCAUCUUCUGCUCUAUCAAUGGCUUCCUGCAGGGACACCACCUGCUGCACUGUGCCCAGUUUGAAGACACCUGGCUGACCAAAGCUCGCCUGGCUGCAGGUUUUCUUCUGUUUGUGGUUGGAAUGAUCAUCAACAUCCACAGCGAUCACAUCCUGCGCAACCUGAGAAAACCUGGAGAGAUCACCUACAGGAUCCCCCGAGGGGGGGUGUUUGAGUUCGUGUCCGGUGCUAACUUCUUCGGGGAGAUCGUGGAGUGGUGUGGUUACGCCGUGGCCACGUGGUCGUUACCAACCUUCGCCUUCGCUUUCUUCACAGUCUGCUCCGUGGGGCCCAGAGCGCUCGAGCACCACAGAGACUACCAGAAGAGGUUUGAGGAUUACCCUCGCUCCAGGAGAGCUCUCAUUCCUUUCUUACUGUGAGGACAUCAUCUCAGCUCUUUAGUUUCUGUCCCUCUCUGUCUCUGUCUGUCUCUCUGACGGACGCCUCCUUCAUCACAUGACAUCAGUACUACCAGUUGUGUGUUGAUGCGUUGAGUGUUAUAAUGUGUUGUAAACAUCAGGAGACAAACGCAGCGACAAUCUGGUCACUUGACUUCGAUGAUGAUGAUGAUGACGACGAUGAUGAUGAUGAUGACGACGAUGAUGAUGA